GUUCUCCGAGCCGUCAAUCAAAGCUCUGACCCCGCCCCCCUUGCCGUCACACGCCUUUCGAGUGACGUCAAAGUGUCUGCAGGUGUUGGAAGAGGCGCAGUAUUGGCGUAAGUGACGCUUAACACGGCUUUUACGAUGGCUUCAGCUACAGAUAACCGUUAUGGACAAAAGGAGUCUUCAGACCAGAACUUUGAUUACAUGUUCAAAAUCCUGAUCAUCGGAAACAGCAGUGUUGGAAAGACCAGCUUUCUGUUUCGUUAUGCAGAUGACUCCUUCACACCAGCAUUUGUAAGCACGGUGGGCAUCGACUUCAAGGUGAAGACCAUCUACAGGAAUGACAAGAGGAUAAAGCUGCAGAUCUGGGACACUGCGGGACAGGAACGCUACAGAACCAUCACCACCGCCUACUACCGCGGAGCCAUGGGCUUCAUCCUCAUGUAUGACAUCACCAACGAGGAGUCUUUUGCUGCUGUGCAGGACUGGUCCACCCAGAUUAAGACAUACUCAUGGGAUAACGCUCAGGUGCUGCUUGUGGGCAACAAGUGUGACAUGGAGGAUGAGAGGGUUGUGGCCUCUGAGAGGGGACGACAGCUCUCCGAGCAUCUCGGUUUUGAGUUUUUUGAGGCCAGUGCCAAGGACAACAUUAACAUUAAACAAACCUUCGAGCGGCUGGUGGACAUAAUCUGUGAGAAGAUGUCAGAGAGCCUGGAUGCCGCUGAUCCUGCAGUGACGGGAGCCAAACAGGGGCCGCAGCUCACCGAGCAGCCCACCGCUCCGCACCAGGACUGCGCCUGCUGAAAACCCCACGGCUGUAUCUGCACUGCCUCGCACCAACACACAAAAACAACAAGUUUAGGUAUUUAAAAAGAACAAGAAACAUAAAACCCUCAAUUCCCUUACUGCCUCCUCUGGUCACACCCUCUAGCUCCUCCCCCUCCUCUCUGAAUACUCAUUUUGACAUUUCAAACUUUGAAAUGAUUUUAUUCAACGUGCAAUCCAUUCAAUUUUAAAAGGAAAGCCUUAGUGCACUUUAAAGGGAUAGUUCACCCAAAAAUUAGAAUUCUGUCAUUGUUUACUCUCCCUCAAGUUGUUCCAAACAAAAGAUAUUUUGAAGAAUGUUUAACCAAACAGUUGUUGUUCCCCUUUGACUCCCUUAGUAUGGAAAAAAUAGUAGACAUUUUAGUUUAAAUAUUCUUCAAAAUAUCUUCUUUUAUGUUCAGCAGAAGAAAUUCAUAUAGUUGGGUGAACUAUCCCUUUAAGGGUUUGAUUAGGCCUGAAAUUAUGAUUAAGCCCACAUUAUGUUUUAAGGACUUUAUAAUUAGGCCUAUAUUUAAAUGUUAGGAGUGUGUGAUUAGGCGUUAGUUUGGCAUCUUUUUGUUUUCGAUGACUUCAUUUCACUUCAUAUUUUAACAUUUUUCUUCUUCUACACUACCAUAUCCUUAAAUUAUUUAUGAACAAAUAUGAAAAGAGAAAUGGAGAGAGAUUUCUGUAUGUUUAUUCCAAAAAAAGUGUACAUAAAUACAGUUCAGUAUUUAAAUAAUACAGUUAGAAAUACAUAUCUAAAAUGUUUAGUUAUUUUUGAAAAAAAUUACCAAUUCUGACAAAUACAAAGAGAGUUAGAGAAGUCAGUUAAUACUGUUUCCGUGGUAAUUCUUUGCAGUGCUCGUCACAAACCUUUCUUGCUUAUUUGUAUCUGUGACAUUGUAUCUUGUUCACUGCCUUGCCUCAUGUAACUUCAGUCCCGGGACUGAAGGCCAGAUAUCAUACACAAACAUUCCUUAAUGUAAAUUUGCAUGGAAGGAAAUAAAGCCAUUUAGGCAAAUAGUGGUAGGAUUCCUUUCUCAAUGCUUUGUUAGGUCUAGUCAAGUGUAUUCCUAGUCAGAAUCUGAGUUUGAUUUGCAGCCAUGCUGUUGCUUAUUUCAUUAUAGCAGCAGAGCCAUAAGCUCGACCUACGUACCAUCAACAAUAUAUGCGCUCUCAGAAUUUAGCAAAAGUGGCUGAGAUUUGACUGGCAUUUCCCAUAAUGACUUUCUAGACUGGCGUGUCCUGUGUCCCGAUGAGUAUUAACGUUUACAUGUGCAAGAUCCUCCCUGAUUAUUCCUGCAUAUUUCCUUUGCUAUUCUGUCUUCCUUUAGUGAAAACUUACUGUAAAUACAUUUGGUUUUAUGUGUGGACUGUUGUACCGAUUAUGGGCUUUAAUAAAAAAAUCUAGGUGAUAUUAAGAAAAAAGCUACAGAAGAGGAUAUAAAGGAUGUUGUUUCCCUGCUGUUGUGUAUGCCUGCUUGUGAAUGAAUGUCACUUUAUUACAGAGCAAUAUUGAAGAAAAUACCUUUUCAUGUGUUGCAGAUUAUUUACCGUUUUGUUAACAUAAACAGAACAUUUUUGUAGGAUGUAAUGGGAAUGUGAUUGUUUUAUUGAGUGGAUUAAAUCCUAGUACUGUUGUAAACCAAAGCAGGCAGAUAGACUGACCGUCACAUCUACUGUGGAGCAAGUUUGCAGAAAUUCAAACGCCUGACUGUAUUUGUGGCAUAUGCUGUUCAUUGUUAAAAAAAAUGCUUGUGUUGAAAUUAAAAUGUUAAAUUUAAUGUAGAUGUCAGCAGAGCCAUUGCUACAUUCACUAGGCCUGAGACAAGUUGUUUGUUGGUGGGUCCCCUCUCUUUUAGGCCUAAUGAGCAGUUUAUAUAGACAAGAGGACCUUAGUGAGGCCCUCUCAUGACCCUGGAUAUCAGAAAUGAGAAGAGAAUAAGUUUGAAUCUUUAUUAACGUCACAGCUCACCACGUAAGGUAUCCGCUCCACGUUCAGAUCAGUUUAUCAUUUAUCACUAAAAGUUUGUUCUCCAUUUCCUACAUUUUUAUCUAGAAUUGUUCUUAUUCAUGCUUCAUUGUGAUUUUCUUUUUUUUUGUAUUAGAUUUUUUUGUUUUCUGAUAAUCAAGUGUAAUGUACAAGGAAAAAACACUAAUAUGCAGUAGUAAAUGUACUGUACUUACAAUAAGGGGUUUGGUGUCAAAGUGUCCAGUGAUGAAAUUUACCAAAUCAACUGUCUAUGUUGUGAAAAUGACUGAACUUAUAAAAAUAAAAGUUUGUGCUGUUUA
This is a messenger RNA of Cyprinus carpio (common carp), 3093 nucleotides long. Its product is annotated as ras-related protein Rab-3A-like. Gene Ontology annotation, cellular component: plasma membrane; synaptic vesicle membrane; endosome. Gene Ontology annotation, molecular function: GTP binding; GTPase activity. The record is from RefSeq and is a predicted model, not a curated record. Gene Ontology annotation, biological process: maintenance of presynaptic active zone structure; protein localization to plasma membrane; axonogenesis. Lineage: Eukaryota; Metazoa; Chordata; Actinopteri; Cypriniformes; Cyprinidae.